This is a messenger RNA of Penicillium egyptiacum, 2892 nucleotides long. Lineage: Eukaryota; Fungi; Ascomycota; Eurotiomycetes; Eurotiales; Aspergillaceae. The record is from the annotation of a GenBank genome assembly.
AUGCCGGCAGCCAUUAUGAAUGGGAAAACUCAAAGAAGGAGCUCGGCUGCUGGUCAGCCUGCUCCUUCGCACUCUGACGGCCCCGUAUAUCAUCCCAAGACUGCACCCAAACGCAGCGUUUCCUCUAAAGACCACUCCAAUCGUCCUCAGCACCCAUCACUGUCACGCGUCAAGGGCCGAGCGAAUAUGUUUACUCCACCUCGAACGAAUGCAGAGAUCUCAUGGCUGAGAGAUCAAUCACCUAUUAACCAGGGCACAAAGACGCCAAUUCGCUCAUCUGAAACCCACGAGCCCGGCACCCCUACACUAGUAAACCCUGCAUCAGCUCUCUUGCAGGAUUUACUCAAGGAAGAACGCGCACACCGAAGCUCCCGAGGAGGCAUAUCAGAGGAUUUUAGAGAAAAUGCUCCUCAAACCCCUGAGACCACUCGGACCCAGGAAGAUACUGCGUCUGAAAAAGCACGCAAAGCGAAUGACGUUUUCUCUGCUGGCCAGAGAAAACCAAAAGAGAUGGGCAUGCGGGAAAUGGACCAAUAUGUUUCGAAAAUGAAUAAGCUCAAUUUCGAUUUGAAGCUCGAGGUCUUCCACCGCACACAACAGAUGGCUAUCUAUGAAAAAAAGCUGGAACGGAUGGCGGAGAUGGAAGAACAACUAGCGCACAUGGACGAUUUGGUAGCAGAAGUGGAGGAGCUUCGAACCACCGAGAGGGACAACCAGAUCCUACGUGACUCCAACGAGCAACUCCGCAUCGACCUUGACAAGCGCGAUAUGGCUGUUACCGAAGCCGUCGAGCUCAUCUGCCAGUUGGAAUCGAAAAUUGACAUGUUGGAGAAUGGCGGCCGCUCCAGGCUGUCUAUGUCACGCCCUAUGACCGCCGAUGGCUCCGACGCCUUCGCAGCGAAAUCCCGCGCCAUGCUUGAGAUCCCGGAGAGAACCUCUUCCAAGCGAAAUUCAAGUGUCUCGAGCGUGGCUCAGCGCCAGGCAUCUUCUGAGCUACGCAAACUCUCGAAAGCACCCUCCUUCCUACGAGCGGAUAACAAAAGUACUGCCACUUUGCGAAGCCUUUAUGUCCCCGAAGAAGAAUCCCAGUCACGCACUGCAAAGACUGAACUUACGAAAUCAGAGAGCUUCCACACGACCACCGAGAUUAUGGACCCUGAGUCACCUAGACUGAGCGUCCUGAGUGAAUGCAGUGAGCUGAAUCCGUUCGACACGCCUACGAGAUGGCAAGAAUUUGAUCAGCUCGAGAUUCCUGUUCGGAGAUCGUCGUCGACCGCAGGCAGCGUGGAUAGCUAUGUUCCCCCCAACGGGCGGGAGGAAAGCAAAAAAGACCAGAUUGAUCGGUGGAUGCAGUCCCGCGAAGACGUAAACCAGACUAUAAUCACGAGACGCAGGAACCGGGCAUCAUCUGAUGCUACCAAGGCUAGCAUCCCAAGUUUUACAACAGACUUGUAUGCCCCCAAGCCGCGCGGACGCGGACGUCUGGAUGCAUCCCUUUUCGGAGGGGUCAGGCUUCCUCCUACCCCUGAUACUAUGAGUACGGCAUAUGCUACUGGUGCAAACCGAUCGAAUGGGUCAAAUGGGAGCAUUACAGCCCGGAAGAGUCCACAGACCGAGCAUGAUUUGUUCUUCCCUAGUAGGCGAGUUAACCGCCCACGUUCGGCGGAAGAGCUGGCCAGUCCCUACAGCUUCAAUGGCAGUGAGGUUGAUCACAGCAUGCAGAACAACUGCAGUGAUACUCCGCGCCUAGGAGUCACAGCUGACGAGUCGCGCACUAUCUUGCCCUCUUUCAACCCUGUUUCUUCUAAAGCCAGCGCACUUCUUGGCCCUGGAAGCCCCAACAACCCUGCUAUUGAAACCUUUGGAGAUCUGUAUCACGCAAAUGCCAACGAAGCAUCAACCCCAACAAUUAAAUGUGUCCGUAGCCCAACCAAGGCCGUGACUCCGGUGCCACACACCAGUGACCGCGACUCUACAUCACCACUCACACCUCAAGACUGGGUUGCCGCUGCGAAGCCGGGUUCACGAUCUCGCAAUCCCAAGCCGCUUGAUAUCCGCCACGAAACUCAACAGACAGGGCUGCAACCACGCGCUGCCGUCAGUCCAGUUUCCUUCCAUGACGACAGCAGCAUCGCUUCGGAUCCAAGUGAGCCCGAAGUCCCUGGUAUCCCAACUCUUGACAUGACCACUCUGGACAUCCUGGAACAACCCCUCGACGUCGCCCAGUCAAAGCCCAAAUCUGAAACCAACCAUGAGCCCCGUCGACGCCUUAGCUUCAUACCCCCAUUCUUCAACCGCUCGACCAACAAACCCCACCGUCUGCAAGGCUCCCCAAUUCCAAAUGACUUCGGAGACGACGAUGAAGACGGUGCCCCGUCUCCAGUGAUCCCAAAAACCAGAACAAUGGGCGGCCCCUCCCGAAGACCCAUGUCCCAGAUAGUCACGGGCCCAACCGACCUUUACUCGUCCUACCCCCCAACCCACAAUGAAGAACCGCCCCCAGCCUUCAGACCACGAGGAUUCCCGCAAUCCUUGACAAUUUCAACACUUGCCGACCACCCCAGCUCCGCAACGGUCUCAGCGCGCCCUUCCACAUCCCAUGGCAUAGAACACAAGCGGCGCAGCUCACUCGGCAUCUUCGGUUGGAUGAAGGGUAAACGUUGUGAUUCCGUGUCUGUUCCCGGGAUGGAGAAGUCAAUCGACUCCGUACCGAAGGAGAACCGCGCUCCCUCGCGUCUAGCCUACGAAACUGUUCAUGGGCUUGGAAUCCCCCGCGCCGAGACGCCGGACUCCAUGGAGGCCCAUGACAGACCCCAAUCCGAGAUGGCUGUCCAUUCUGAUGAACAUGCAAGACGGCCUCGGUAUAUGGGCCGUCGUGCUCGCAGGGGCUGA